Messenger RNA from Mobula hypostoma (lesser devil ray), 4253 nucleotides. RefSeq lists its product as uncharacterized. The record is from RefSeq and is a predicted model, not a curated record. The coding region runs from base 718 to 1035 and encodes 105 amino acids. The transcript has 5 exons. NCBI's taxonomy places the organism in Eukaryota, Metazoa, Chordata, Chondrichthyes, Myliobatiformes, Myliobatidae.
UGGAACCGUGUGAAUGCUGACUUUCUGUCUCUGCGAACAGUUUAAAUUUCCACGGAUUUUUAGGCAGCAUUUCUCCCUGUAUGUUCUUUACGUGUGUUCCAAAAGCGACGUGUGUUGUAUUAAGGCAGGGUCCUGUCUGCUUUAAAUGUUCACGUUUGCAUUUGCCUCCGCUUUCACAUUCUAUCACAACAGUCUGGGCGUCCCAGUACUGAUCUGAAGAACACAAGCCCUUGCUAAAGGUUGCUAAUGUUUGGUUGCGGCUCGGUUAGCAGCCUGGCUUAGCGCUGACAGGGAUAUCAUCGUUAUGAGCCCACGGACGUUCCCGAAACAGAAUACAGCGCAAGCCCACAAAUUCUGUGCCGCACUGAUUACAUUAGUAAUUAAAUACCCGACUAAACGAAUCACUUCUGCCUACACCAUUUCCUGCAUGUGUAUUGAGCUCCUUGAACUCCGGUGCCUCUUCCACCGUCCCUGGGAGGCCGUUCCGGGCUCCAAACACAAAAUGCUGGAGGAACUCAGCAGGUCAGGCAGCGUCUGUGGACAGGAAAAAACAGUCAACGUUCCGGGCCGGGAUGCGUCAUCAGGGCUGGAAAGGAAAGGGGACAGAAGCCUGAAUAAGAAACUUAAGAGCUUCUGCAGAUGCUGGAAAUCCAGAGGCGCACACACAAAAUGCUGGAGGAACUCAGCGGGCCAGGGAGCAUCUGAGGGGGUGGGGGAAUGAACCGUCAAUGUUGCUGGCUGAGACCCUUCAUCAGAAGCCAGAGUAAGAAGAACACCACAAGUCUCCCACAACCCUGUACCUUGGGCAGGUGUAUGGAUAACGUGACACAAGUCCAGAAGUUCCAUUCUGUUCCCAAUCAUUCCGAUGGUCCAUCACCAGCGAGUGGAUUAAUUCCAGGAAUGACGGCAGCCGCGAUCUUCAUUGUCUUCCUGCUGGGAUUGUACACGAUUCUGUGGAAAUGCAUGAGCUUCCAGACUAAGAGGCACCGAGGGAGCGGGCGGUCGAAGCUGAGAGCUGCGCACGUCUCCUGCUGACACCGGGUUUGACGCCUUCCGCCAGCUGCUGCGUGGGCCCCGUAGAUCUGACAGACCUUCCGUGUGAGCGGCUGACUGGCCCACCGCUGAGCCGUUGUGAAUGGAGCCUGUGCGACAGUCGCGGCGGGGUGGGGGGGGUGUAAAUGUCAGUGCGGGCACUGCAUCUGCAUCCAAGGCCUCCAGCCUGCGGAGACUGGAUUGAGUCCUGCCGCUGUUCCACCUUUCCGCGACGCGAGCCGAGUGAUGUGGGCGACCCUUCCUAUCUGAAUAUAAAUGGGACCCUGUAACUGGGUUGACUGGACAGCAAGCAACUUAAAUUGCCUCUAACCCAACUCUCUGUAGUAUUAAGCAGAAAUAUUAAAAUCAGCUGGUUACUGUAAGGGUUAAAGCUGGCUGCUAACUGCAAGGUGUUUGGUAACCCUUGCCUGGGAUUCGCCUUUAAAUCAGGUCCCAGUUCGGCACGCUGACAUUGUGAUGUUUAUCCCCGGCGCCUGGAAGCCUUGUGUUAUGGAAGAACUGUUCAUUGUAUUCCCCAAGUGGAAGGGGAAAUAACGGCUGGCCCUUCUCCCUAUCUCAGUGAGAGUCCUCUUCAGGGGCGCUCCAUGGGUACACAACUGCGGCUUGUUCGCUCGCGCCUUCCGAACAAACCGUAAUCCAGGAGCUCCUGGGUGAGGGCGUACGAGCGGACGGUCGUCCACGUCUGGAAAGAACCAUCAACCGAAGCAGGUGGCCUGCCGAGUGUGGAACAGCCAACCGGUGACCUCCGUGAGGAGCCGCUGCCGAAAGGGGAUGGAAUGGCUCCGCAUGCCAGCAUGGGCUGGAAUUACCUCCUCCCGAUGGGGAAGCAUCCUCAUUCCCAACGAUUCAGUCCGAUUAAAACAUUACAGCGCAGUACAGGCCCUUCGGCCCACAAUAUUGUGCUGACCUUUUCAACUACCCUAAGAUCAAUCAAACCCUUCCCUCCACUUUUCUUUCUUCCUUGUGUCAAUCUAAGAGCUUGUUAGAUGUUCCAAGUAUAUCGCCUGUCCCACCACCCCUGGCAGCGCAUUCCAAGCACCCACCACUCUGUGUUAACAAAAAACAAUUUACUCCUGACACCCUCCCUAUAUGUUCCUCCAUUUGCCUUGUAAUUAUGUUCCCUGAUAUUGGCCAUUUCUGCAUUGCGAAAAAGUCUCUGGCAACCCACUCUCUCUAUGCCUCAUCAUCUUUUACACCUCUGUCAUCUCCUCUCAUUCUCCUCCUUCAAUUGAUCGUAGCUGACCCAUUACUGAGAACAGGUAAGAUCCAGUGGGUCGUUGGCUCCCAGCCGGGGGUAAGUGUUGAAUAGUAACUCUCGGACCUUGUCACCCUGGAAGACGAGGAACCAGGAGCUGCAGUGAUCUGGAAUGUUUUGGUGUCCACCUCUGGAGCAAGUCAACAAGUAGAAACAUAGAAAACCUACAGCACAAUACAGGCCCUUCGGCCCACAAAGCUGUGCCGAACAUGUCCUUACCCUAGAACUACCUAGGCUUACCCAUAGCCCUCUAUUUUUCUAAGCUCCAUGUACCUAUCCAGGAGUCUCUUAAAAGACCCUGUCGUUUCCGCCUCCACCACUGCCACCAGCAGCCCAUUCCAUUCACUCACGACUCUAUGCGUAAAAAAAACUUACCCCUGACGUCUCCUCUGUACCUACUUCCCUCUCGUGCUAGCCAUUUCAGCCCUGGGAAAAAGCCCCUGACUAUCCACACAAUCAAUGCCUCUCAUUAUCUUGUACACCUUUAUCAGGUCACUUCUCAUCUUCUGUCACUCCAAGGAGAAAAGGCCGAGUUCACUUAACCUGUUCUCAUAAGGCAUGCCUGCAAGUGGGGUCUGACGAGGGUCCUAUAUAGCUGCAACAUUACCUCUCGGCUCCUAAAUUCAAUUCCACGAUUGAUGAAGGACAAUGCACGUACGCCUUCUUAACCACAGAGUCAACCUGCAUAGCAACUUUGAGUGUCCCAUGGACACGGACCCCAAGAUCCCUCUGAUCCUCCACACUGCCAACAGUCUUACCAUUAAUGCUAUAUUCUGCCAUCAUAUUUGACCAAGCAAAAUGAACCACCUCAAACUUAUCUGGGUUGAACUCCAUCUGCCACUUCUCAGCCCAGUUUUGCAUCCUAUCAAUGUCCCACUGUAACUUUGACGGCCCUCCACACUAUCCACAACACCCCAACCUUUGUGUCAUCAGCAAACUUACUAACCCAUUCCUCCACUUCCUCAUCCAUGUCAUUUAUAAAAAUCGUGAAGAGUAGGGGCCCCAGAACAGAUCCCUGAGGCACACCACUGGUCACCGAAUAUGACCCGUCUACAACCACUCUUUGCCUCCUGUGGGCAAGCCAGUUCUGGAUCCACAAAGCAAUGUCCCCUUGGAUCCCAUGCCUCCUUACUUUCUCAAUAAGCCUUGCAUGGGCUACCUUAUCAAAUUCCUUGCUGAAAUCCAUAUACACUACAUCUACAGCUCUACCUUGAUCAAUGUGUUUAGUCACAUCCUCAAAAAAUUCAAUCGGGCUCGUAAGGCACGACCUGCAUUUGACAAAGCCAUGCUGACUAUUCCUAAUCAUAUUGUGCCUCCCCAAGUAGAGAAAUGAUGUCAAAGACUUUAUGAAGGAGCUGGAGUGGGGCAGCAUGAUAUUCCUUAACGGAAAUGAGGCUUUCAUUGGGAAGAUAAUGCUGUCCAUGAAAGAUUCCAACAUGGUUUUCACAGGAAUGGGGUUAGGGGGAUGUUUGCUGUUGAGCCUGGCUUAUGUCCUUUGACUCUUGGAAUCUGUGGUGUGGGUAGUGAAAGGUUUGGUAGGACAGUACACCAAGGAACAGGCCCUUCGGCUCACAAUGUUGGUGCCAAACCAAUUAAAUAAGUAAUGAAAAUGAUUAGACAUAGAAACAUAGAAAAUAGGUGCAGGAGUAGGCCAUUCGGCCCUUCGAGCCUGCACUGCCAUUUAUUAUGAUCAUGGCUGAUCAUCCAACUCAGAACCCAGCCUUCCCUCCAUACCCCCUGACCCCUGUAGCCACAAGGGCCAUAUCUAACUUCCUUUUAAACAUAGCUAAUGAACUGGCCUCAACAGUUUGCUGUGGCAGAGAAUUCCACAGAUUCACCACUCUCUGUGUGAAGAAGUUUUUCCUAACCUCGGUCCUAAAAGGCUUCCCCUCUAUCCUCAAACUGUGACCCCUCGUUCUAGACCUCCCCAACAUCGGGAACAAUC